Molecule: messenger RNA, 1002 nt
Organism: Aspergillus japonicus CBS 114.51
Lineage: Eukaryota; Fungi; Ascomycota; Eurotiomycetes; Eurotiales; Aspergillaceae
Product: DUF3602 domain-containing protein
Exons: 1
Coding region: 223-693 (156 amino acids)
Source: RefSeq, a predicted model, not a curated record
ACUCCUAAUACCCACACUCUCGACUCGAUACCAAUUCGCAUAUAAACCGAGUCCCAAUUGCACGUCUUGUCUCUCAUCGCAUUGCAUCAUCGCUGCAUUGAGUCAUCGCCAAUUAGCGCAAUUGCAUACAUACCUCUUCAUACCCGCACACCACCACAACCCACAUACAACACACACACACACACACACACACACACACACACACACUCAACACAAUCCACCAUGCCGGGAUCAUAUCGAGUCAUUGAACCGCACCCCUCGGUUCCUCACACCGGCCGUCCCGCUCUGCACACGGCUCGUGGAGGCGCCGGCAAUGUCAUCAAUCUCAAGGGCACCAAGACCACUCCCUCGCAGACGGCCUCGGGACCGGCGUCCUUGACGCGCCUCGACUCGCGCGUGCCCAGCACCUUCAAGUCUGGCCGGGGCGGCGCCGGCAACGUCCACAGUGGCAGCGAGCGCGCCAUCUUCAGCUUCGACGAGGAGUUGGAACGGGAGCUCCGCCGCGCCGCGCCCGUCUACCACGUCGGCCGCGGCGGUGCCGGCAACAUGGUCUUCAGCGACGACUCGUCCAGCAGUCUGUCGCGCAAGUUCUCCGCCAGCAGCAACGGCACCAGCAGCAGCUCUGGCUCCGCGCGCGAGCGUGCUCUCCGAGGCCUAAAUAAGGGCUGGGGCAAGCUCCGGGGCAUGGCCUAAGCCAGCCAACCCGGGACAACCAACCCACCAAAGAAGCAGUCCUUUGCGACUUUCCAACUUAUUCAUUUAUCAGCCUCUGCUUGUUCACCAAAGCGCCUGCGAACUUCGUCCUUCUGGAUCAUGACUCACGACUUUACGACUCCCACCCAAAAAAAGUUCUUGAUUUUGCCGCCUUACUUUUCCGGCUCGGGGGGAUUCGACCUCUACCUGCAUUUGUUCUCCGCCCAACUACGCAUCUAUCUAAUUUCUUUGAACCUUCAACCGUCAACCAACAAGGGGUGCUACUGUUUACACUCCAUGAGAUUUGAA